Molecule: messenger RNA, 12725 nt
Organism: Thalassophryne amazonica
Lineage: Eukaryota; Metazoa; Chordata; Actinopteri; Batrachoidiformes; Batrachoididae
Gene: spen
Product: spen family transcriptional repressor
Exons: 15
Coding region: 226-10821 (3531 amino acids)
Biological process (GO): regulation of transcription by RNA polymerase II
Cellular component (GO): nucleus
Molecular function (GO): mRNA binding
Source: RefSeq, a predicted model, not a curated record
CGUUCACGAGGCGCAUGCUCGUACUUUAACAGCGAAUAGUAGCAAAGAGCGUGCAGGGAUCCAGCCAAAUGGUUUCCAGCGGGUCACAGAGACCAGUCAGUCAUCUGCGGCGGGGGUCCGGCGGGGAUUUAUUUUUUUUAUUUUCUGCAGACGCAUUCCAUUUUGCACGGGAGCACGCGGACGGAGAAAAGUCAUCUGUAUGAUCGGGCAGCAGGAGCGCGCAGUAUGGUCCGGGAAACCAGACAUCUAUGGGUGGGAAAUUUACCCGAAAACGUGCGAGAGGAGAAAAUCAUUGAGCACUUCAAGCGAUAUGGACGGGUGGAGAGUGUCAAGGUCCUCCCUAAGCGAGGAUCUGAAGGUGGAGUUGCAGCUUUUGUGGAUUUUGUGGACAUUAAAAGUGCUCAGAAGGCUCAUAAUGCUGUCAACAAGAUGGGAGAUAGAGACCUGCGUACUGAUUAUAAUGAACCAGGCACAAUUCCUAGUGCUGCCAGGGGGCUGGACGAUAGUCUGUCCCUAAGUUCUCGUGGCCGGGAUGUAUCAGGGUUCACAAGGGCGGCAGGGGGCACAGUAUAUGGGCCCCCCACGUCGCUCCACAGCAGAGAUGGACGCUAUGAACGCAGACUCGACGGGACUGCUGAAAGUCGGGAUCGGGCAUAUGAUCACAGCGCCUAUGGACAUCACGAACGUCCGGGUAGCAGCUUUGAUCGACAGCGGCACUAUGAAACGGACUAUUACCGGGAUACAAGAGAACGAACUGUAAGCACAGCUGGGAGUGUGUCUGGUACUUCCAGCGGAAGUGGUACGACAGUGCCCUCAGGAGUGGGUGGAGCUAUUGUCAGCUCUGUUGCUGGCAACGCAGGAACACCUGCAUCAGCGGGGUCCACGACGGGAGGAAAUGGAGGCUCUACAUCUAGCAGCGUUGGCUUCUACCGCUCACACAGCAGGAGCCCCUGUCGCUUUGAAAUGACAGAGCCACGUUAUGAGGCUCGUACCAGGGAACCUUUUACUUUGGCCAGUGUGGUUCACAGGGACCUUUACCGGGAGGAGAGGGGUCGACGCACAGAGCGAUCGUACCGCCACAGUCAGAGCCGGUCUCCACACUCGACACAUUCGAGAAACUCUCCACAGAGGCUGGCAAGUCAGGCUUCCCGUCCUUUGCGUUCGAACAGUGGGUCUGGAUCUCGUAGUCGUUCCUCCAGUUCAGAUUCUGUGAGCAGUACCAGCAGCAGUACCAGUGGCAGUGACUCCAGCAGCAGCUCAAGUGAUGACUCCCCUGCUCGCUCAGUGCAGUCCGCUGCUGUUCCUGCCCCAUCUGCACUUACUCUGUCCUCCCUUGAUAAGGAUGAACCACGUAAAAGCUUUGGCAUCAAGGUUCAAAAUCUUCCUGUGCGUUCUACAGAUACAAGUCUGAAAGAUGGUUUGUUCCAUGAAUUUAAGAAACAUGGAAAGGUCACAUCUGUACAAAUACAUGGUGCAUCAGAGGAGCGCUACGGACUUGUUUUUUUUCGCCAGCAAGAAGACCAAGAGAAAGCACUGGGGACAUCAAAGGGAAAGCUGUUUUUUGGUAUGCAAAUUGAAGUCACAGCGUGGAAUGGCCCUGAGACUGAAAGUGAGAAUGAGUUUCGGCCCUUGGAUGAGAGGAUAGAUGAGUUUCAUCCAAAAGCUACACGGACAUUAUUCAUUGGCAAUCUGGAGAAGACCACCACUUACCAUGAUCUGCUUAACAUUUUUCAGCGCUUUGGAGAAAUAGUGGACAUUGACAUUAAGAAGGUGAAUGGAGCCCCACAAUAUGCCUUUCUACAGUACUGUGACAUUGCCAGUGUUUGUAAAGCCAUAAAAAAGAUGGAUGGCGAGUACCUCGGUAAUAAUAGACUAAAGCUGGGUUUUGGGAAGAGUAUGCCAACGACUUGUGUUUGGUUGGAUGGAUUAGCAUCAAACACGACAGAGCAGUUUCUUACUCGUCAUUUCUGUCGAUAUGGGCACGUUGUCAAGGUUGUAUUUGAUAGACUCAAAGGAAUGGCCCUCAUUCUCUACAACAACAUUGAAUAUGCUCAGGCUGCUGUCAAAGACACAAAGGGCUGGAAGAUGGGGGGCAAUAAAAUCAAGGUGGACUUUGCCAAUCAGGAAAGUCAGAUGGCUUUCUAUCGGUCAAUGCAGGCAUCUGGCCAGGACAUUCGAGACUUUUAUGACAUUCUCUCCGAAAGACGGGAUGACCGACGAUCACAGUAUGACUUUCAAGCAGAAAGGCAAUAUUAUGAAAAUGUAAGAACACCUGGAGCAUAUAGUGAAGAUCCUCGUCGCAAAUACUCUGGCAGAGGUCGUGAGUUCUACGCUGACUGGGACCCAUACCAGGGAGAUUACUAUGAGCCACAAUACUUUGAUGACCCCCGGGAAUACAGAGAAUACAGAGCUGACCCAUACGAACAGGAUAUACGCAAAUAUAGCUAUUUGCAACGUGAGCGUGAAAGAGAGAGGGAACGCUUUGAAACUGAUCGUGGACGUGAUCACGGGAGGAGGACAAUUGAACGUAACCAAAGCCCAUCUCAUAUCACCUCACGCCGCCCUGCCAGCCCCACAGCUUCUCCUUCCCUUUCUGAAAGGAUCCCGAGUGAUUCAGAUCGGCGUAUUUGUUGUCGAUCUUCUGAAAGAAGUGGCAGCUGCAGUUCAGUCUCCCCACCCAGGUUUGAAAAACUUGAAAAGGCACGCACUGAAAGGUAUAAUAAAACUGACAAGAUUGAAAAGGACAGAGUUUUUGAAAAUGAAAGAGGCAAUUUGACUGAAAAGGAGAAAAGGGCUAGACGUAAAGAUCGAGGGGACAAGGAGAAAAGUGAAAAACAGAGGCUUAAAAAGCUCAAAGUGGCGUCACCUGUCAUCCAGGUAUGCGAGAUAGAAACCGAAAUUGAAAGAGAUGUCAGCCCUGACUCAGCCCUUCGAAAUAAGAAUAGCAAAAUGCACAAAGAAGGGUCAAGUAAAGGAAGGCUUGACCUUCUGCCUUGUGUGGUGCAGUUAACACGCGUGAGAGAAAAAGAAGGUAAAUUGAUUGGGCACUCUCUUCAAGAAAAACGAAUACCUCGAAGUGGUAGUGACAGCCCUAGAUUGGUAUCCCCAUCAACUGACCGAAAGAGUCCACCAUUUCGCUCAGAAACUUCAAAAGGUGAUUUGAAGCAUGUAAAGGUUCCCAGAGAGAAAAAUACACCCAGUGCAAUGGAUGUUACUGACGAUGUUAAAAGCAAAUCCAAAAAACAUGCAAAAUCUGAGUUGGGAUUUGAAAGUGGAAUUUCUGUGGAUAUCGAUCGUUUAGCUGCAAGGAAAAGGCGUUUUGAAGACUCUGGAAAAAUCGAUAGACAGAAGAGAACUAGUGAAGAAGAGACUGGCCGGUCUGGACUUCAUAAACAAUGGAACAACAUCAAGGAGACGGACCUGGAUAAGAGCAUUUUGCAUAAAAUGAAACACCACAACGAUAAAUGUAUUCGAAUAGUUUCAGUUACCAGCCCCAAAGAUGGACGAGACUGUGAAAACAAUGUUGUUGACUUUUCUGUUGGAGCGCUAAAUGAAUGUUCUACAGAUCAGAUACACUCUCUCUACCUCAAAGUGGAUUGUGAGGGCUCAAAAAGUGAAACCAGCUCAACUCUCACAAACAUGCCAGAUGAUGGCAGGCUUGACCUGAAUGAAUCUAAAGAACAGAAGAAGCACACUUUUUCUGAAAGGGAACAGAGCAGACGGAAGUACACGGACUCAGAUGAUAGUGAAGAACAGUUUGUGUCACACAUUGACAAGACGAACAUUGUGAUGAAAAAACCUCAGAGACUUUGGCUCCAGCCUAAGCUUGGUGAACGUCAUAAAUUACCCAUGUUUGAAAACAUGCAAAGUAGUGAAGCUGAUAACAUUGAAAAGGAUUGCAUCAUCCGUGAUGUUGGAAAAGUAGCUCGGGAUAUCACAAAUGACUUCCCUUCGUGUAAACGGAAGAAAUUGGACAUAUUUGACCUCGAAAUUGUUGGCACAAAACAAGAAUGCAACUUUAUAAGUGCUCAGAAGUUGAAUGUGGAUAGUUACGGGAGCAUUGCAUCCUCCCUGCAUCAUCCUGGGGACUUCUCUGCAAAUGAAGACGAAGAAACUGUUCAGGUUUCCCUGUCCACAGUGAAUAAAGACAGAAAAUACUCUCCAUCAACAGAAGACAAAUUUUCGCACGCUGCGUCUUUGAAAAAUAAUUUUGAUUUAACAGCACAACAUUUUCAGUCCCCCGACACAGAGCUCACAAAACUUAAGACAACAUUGCUUGCAUGUGAUGAGGCCAUAAUGCAGCGAUGGGAAAGAAGGAUCAACUCUGAUUCACUUAGAGUGGAAAUGACUUUUCCAAGUGGAAUAGUGAAAUGUAAAAACAUUCACAGACGUCUUGGGCAGGAUUUAGAGCCUGGUGAAGUACAGUCCGAUUCAGAUGAUGAUGGAGAGAACAAACGCAGUUCUCCAAAGACCAACAGUUCCUUGUCUUAUAUCCUCAGAGAACGUGAAGAAAGGAUGACAGACUUGAAGGUUUCAGGGUCACUGGAAAAGAAUAAGUUUUACUCUUUUGCAUUAGAUAAAACUAUUACUCCUGAUACAAAAGCACUUCUUGAAAGAGCAAAGACUUUAUAUUCAUCCCGUGAAGAUAACUGGUCCUUUCUUCCGUCACGCUUUCCAGCAUCCCACAUCUGUUCUGAUAAGGACAAGGUAGAACUAACGCCACGGCCGAUUCCUUCUUGGUACAUGAAAAAGAAAAAGAUUCGUACUGACUCUGAUGAAAAACUUCAUGAUAAAAAAGAGGAGCUUAAACCACAGGACCAAGAGCGCCAGGAACUGUUUGCUUCUCGUUUCUUGCACAGCUCAAUCUUUGAACAGGAUUCUCGGCGGUUGCAGCAUCUUGAACGGAAAGACAAAGACUUUGAAACAGCAGUUGGUAUGCCUUUGUCUAAGCCGGGCAUUAAUGAGACGCAGCCUGAAACUGGUGCAGGUGACAUUCCACAAGAGCCUAUAGUACUUUUUCAUAGUCGGUUUUUGGAGCUGCAGCAGCAAAAGGACAAAGACCAUCCUCCACAGGAUCCAGAAGAGGAUUCUGUGUUGGUGGAAUUUAAAUCUGAUGAUAUUCAGAAUUGUGAUAAUGUGCCACCUGAUAAGGUUUCUGAACCAGUACUAAAAUGCGAUGACAGAACUGUUAUCUCCACAUUAACACCGUCCCCUGCACCUUUAGUUCCUUCCUGUAAAGAUGUUUCUUCACCUGAAAAGAAAGAAGUUGUAGCUCCUUCACCAGAUCAGUCUGUGCCAUUUGUCAAAGAAGAGAAGAGUGAGAUUGAUCAUGAGGUGCCUUCAUCUCAAGCCCUACCUACACUACCUACAGAGGACUUGAGAUCAGUUACUCCUAAGCUAACUAUAAUCCCUUCAGCGGAACUUUCCAAACCAGACACUGAAACAGAAACGGAAACAAAAGUACAGUUAAUUGAACCCAAAUCAGUAACAGGACAUAGUUUGACAGUAGAACUACACACACUUGUGGAAGACAAGUCUCCCACUCCUGGUAGUUCCCCAAAUAGUUUUGAGAGAGAGGCUGCGGAAUUGACUUGCUCUGAUUAUCCGCAGAUUCCAGAAAAAUCAGAACUCGUUAAGACAGAAUCCAAAACAGAAAAUGAUGACACAACGCAUUUUGAGGAACCUCAAAAAACUGAGAUAAACAAUGACAUACCUAUGCCAGAGCUAGAAGCUGAAAUAAAACCUUUACAAAGUCGCAGACAGCCUAAGAGUAAAAGGGCCAAAUCAGCGUCUGUAGUACGCGCAUCACAGUCUUCCCAAAUUGUUGCCACUGAGAAACCAGCCACUCGAAAGAGUGAACGGAUUGACAAAGAGAAACUCAAGAGAGCCUCGUCUCCUCGAGCAGAAGUACUGAAAGUGUCGUGUGAGCCUAAAACCGCAUCCAAGUCACCAAUGCACGCAUCAGAUUCAGAACAAAUCCUCGAAUCGAGUCUAAUCCAUGGGAGGACACGUCGUAGGAAUGUCAGAUCUGUCUAUGCCACUCUGUAUGAAGGAGGUCAAGGAGCAAAAGAGGCAUUUGAAUCCUCACGCUCCAUGCGAAAACGAGGUAAUGAUAAAGAAACAAUACAACCAGAUAUUCAGCCUGCAUCUACCAUCACUAGGCGAGGACGCCCACCUAAGAGAGGAGCUAAACGGCGUGAGGAUUUAUCACUAGGGAUAAAAGGGGAACAGCAGAAAGUGAUUGAAGACAACAGUGCCACACAGACUCCAGUUAAUGUUGUGAAAACGUCACGAUCACCCCGUGCCCAGAAAGUGCAACAAACACAAGUGGCUGUAACGUCUGGAAUGUCUGCUAACAAGAGAGGAAGUAAAAUAGAUAAACAAAGUGGCACUGCGCUGCCUUCUGAACAGGCUGAUCUAGAAAGCCAUGAUGAGUCAGAGCUUCACAUUAAUUGUGAUUCCGAAAACACAAAUUCUGCAGUGCAGCGAAAAGAAAAAGACUCAAAAUAUUCUUGUGGAAAGAAAUCUGGUGAUGGGCAUACUGAAAUAACAGACAUCAGCUCCACAGAGAAGAGACAACAGCCUGAAAAGAACGUUAAAAUAAAAAUGGCAAGACUUAAAAGAAAUGCCAAACAGGCCAUUGAAGAUAAGUCACAUAGCUUGAAAAAUCUUGAGAUUCGCGUCAGCGUUGAUGAUGUGAAAGGUUUACUUCACUCAGAUGAGCAUGAAUCUGAGCCUUUUGAAGCUCUUAGCAUUUCGAAAACCAACACAAGUGUGGAAGGGAAUGAGGAGACAAAGAAAAUGAGAUUGUCCAAACAAGUAAAAGAGCCUGAUACACAGGAAGAUGAUGCUCUUUCAGAAUCUGAAUUCCCUGCUGAUCCAGCUGCUACUCUGUUGGCACGACAAAUGGAGUUGGAGCAGGCAGUUGAAAAUAUUGCCAAACUUACAGUUGAGCAACCUCCUCGACCUUUUAAAGAACCACCUUCUGAUGAAACUACUAUAUUGCCUCCUGUUAUCGUAGAACCAGAAGAUGAAGUUGAAGAAGAAAAGACAGCCAAUCCUGCAAGUGAAACUGAACUUGCGGCUGCUAUCGAUUCCAUUACAGCUGUAGAUGCAGAUGGAGAUGGAUUUGCAGCUCCUUCUACUUACACUGCUCUUAUCCCUACUCCUGAAGCCUUGAUAACUCCCUCCUCCAAUGUGAGUGUGGAACCUGAAACCAGCAGGGUGAUCAAUAAUAUUCUUUCAUCAGAUGUCGAUGUUGGUCCAUUACCCGCUAGUUCAAAAGUCUUAAUAACGGACUCUAAAGCAGCUGAGGGUCCUCUUUCACUUGAAACGCCUAAGAAAACAGGUAAAAUCCGAGCCAAGACACCAAAGAAGUCUAGAAGUCGUAAAGGUGCAUACAACAAGAAAGUAGACACUGCUGAUGAAGUUUCACAGCCUGAGCCCUCCCCAGUUAAGCUACCAGAUUCAAUCCCAGAAGAUCCAGAAGCAAUUAACUCAAAAGCAGUUACUGUUACAGCUGGUGCAACAGUGGCAGCCUCUGUGGUAACUGUUGUUGCAAGUUGUAGACGAGAUGCCAACAGUACUAUAACUGUAGACACACCCAAAGAGGCAGAACAUCCUGAAGUUGAACAGCCUGUACCCAAAGAAUCUGCCUUUCAUUCCGGCACAGGCAACAUCUACAGUUGUAAAAAGCAUCCCCCAGCAGUCAAGCCAUCCACCACUACCCUUGCCCCUGCAGUUGCCCACACACAGUCUGUAUCCCACUUUAGUGUACCUCUGAUGCAGAAUGCCAAAAUACCAGUUUCUCCUGACUGGUCUCCUAGAUCUGAAGAAACUAGAAUCUAUGUUGCUCCUCCAAGUAAAGUUACAGUGGUGACAUCUGCUGUGUCUGCAUCAACUGCACUUGGACCCCAUUCAGCAAAUCCACCAAUGCCUCCUGAUACCAAGGCCUCAGACAUUGACCCUAGCUCCAGUACCUUAAGAAAAAUCUUAAUGGAACCUAAAUAUGUGUCUGCGUCAAACAGCAAUUCAAUACCUACCACUAUGGUGACUUCUGCACUGUCAAAUCCUACACGGCUGACAGAGAAUGAAAAUCCAUCUACUACACUGGGUUCAAGGCAGCGGCAUCCUGAAGAAAGGCCACCUUUACCUCCCCAACUUGCACAUCACAAACCUUCUCCUCUGACAGAGUUCCAGCAGAACUGUGGAGAGAAGACCCAGCAUACAAUCAUUUCAUCUCCCACUACCUCAGUAAUAAGUCGAAUUCCAAUGCCUUAUGACACAGAGGAAGCGCCACGAAUUUCUCUAAGCAACCGAAGCAUUGGUCUCUCUGUUGCCAAGCAAAAAUUUAGAUCAAACUCAAAUGAGAAUAGUCGUUACCAUGGAAUGGAUGUAGCAGAAGAUGGAUUGAGAGGGCGUUCUGUCGUUGAACCUACUCAUUAUAGUACAGGGUCCAGUCCUGGCCUUAGGGUAAAUACGUCUGAGGGUGUUGUUGUUUUGAGUUAUUCGGGUCAGAAAACAGAAGGACCUCAUAGAAUGAGAGCCAAAAUUAGCCAAAUUCCUCAGGCCAGUGCUGGUGACAUAGAAUUUCAGCAGUCUGUGUCUAAAUCUCAGAUUAAGCAAGACCCACUUGUUACAUCAUCCCAGUCCCCCACCCAAAAAGUAGUUCAGACUCCUACUUCAUAUGGGCACACUGGCGUUCUCUUGACUGGGCAGUCCUAUAACUCACAGCCUGUAAUUUCCAGUGCCAAGAAGGAUAGCCUUGGAUGUGACAAAACUGAAGCGCCAUAUCAUGCAGGAUCCCAGGGUGUGGUAAAAAUGUUUCACCAACCAGUUAGUACACCUCAAGUCUUGAUGUACAACCAAGCAGUGAUACAACAGCAUGGCAAAAGAGGCCUGGGGAUAGAACCGCUUGCAAAAAAGAUAGAUAUAGGUAAAGUGAGCCAGCAGUCUAAUCUUAGCCCAGUCAUGAGCCCACACCACCCAUCACUUUCUGGAACACGUAUGAGCCCCAGCCCGAGUAUCCCAACUGAUCGUUCUGCACUCCACCUCAAACAAGAACCCCAAUCUCCAUGUACGACUGUUCACUCUCCUUCGCCCUUUAUCAAAACCUGUCCUCCGAGCAGUUCUCCAAUAGGAACAUCUGUGGUUUUGGGUCAUGGUAUGCCACAGAUUUCAGCAUAUCAUUCUAGUAUACAUCAUCAACACACAGAGCAGUCUUCUGUCAUAAUGCAACCACACAGUGUCUCUCAAGCAAUGUCUCAUGAGGCCAGGAUGAACACUCCUCCUAUGUCAGGUAUUAACUAUGGGAGGCGAACUGAUUCCCUGCCAUCUCCACACCCGGGUCCUGCUCAGCACUCAAACACACCACAGUCCAAUGUCAUCAGAGACAUGGUACUGCAGUCUGUGAAUCCCCAGGGGUCAUCGAGUGGCGGAGGUAGUGAAGAAGACUCUCGACAUUUUGACCAAGCUCACAGUAGGCCUUCAGCACCCCAGCUUCAAACUGAUGUUUUGAUGAUGCACAGUGACCACAGAGGACACCACUCAAGCAUUCGUGUGGACCAGUACAGAGAUAUGCACCAACGCAUCCUGAUGCACCAGCAACUGGAAGAGCAGGCAGCUCUAGAAGUGAGACAAUCGCGCAUAUCAGAGACUGGAACAACAUCUUUGACAAACAUCCCUGGGCCUUCCAAGAGUCCUAUACUGGGAAAGAUCAUGGAACCUUCAUUGAAAGAGGCCAUCAAACCACAUGAAGGAAAGAUCAUACAUCCAUCCCCCAAUGAGAGUAGAAUUAGGGGAGUUCAUGCAUCUAGUCCUGUCGUGGUGUCCCCCCAUCCUCAUGGGGGUCAUCUUAUGCACUCAGGAGGUGCCAGUUCCUUUCCAGUGUAUCAGGAAUUGCAUGGCUUCUCUUCCCAGUUUUCAGGACACCAGUCAUCAGCACAGAACCUGACAAAUCAAGAGGUUGCAUCCUCACAGGUCUCUGUAGAACUUGAACUGGGACAUAGGGGUAAAUUGCCUCAGUCGCUUGGGGGAGGAAAUGAUUCCAAAACUGAGCUUGCCCAUCUUCGCCAUGCUACUGCCAAGGACUUUUCGCAUAUAUCCCGAAUAUCAGGGGACACAGUCUCACCUUCAUACCAGUCUCCCAUGACUUCACCCAUGACAUCUCCCAUGGGUCUUUCCCACAAGUCCGAUGUCUGUCUCCAGAAAGGGCCUCCAUCCUUCCCAACAACACCUCUGCCAGCAGCACCCCAAUCAGGAUCAGCACAGCCACGAUCUGAUGCAAAGCUGGAACAUUCCAGACAUCGUUCAUUUGACAUGGUGCAGCUUUUGACAAAAUAUCCAAUUGUAUGGCAAGGUUUAUUGGCACUGAAGAAUGACCAAGCUGCUGUCCAGUUGCACUUUGUCUCUGGUAACAACAUGUUGGCACAGCGCUCCUUGCCUCCUCCCGAGGGAGGUCCACUUCUUCGUAUUGUUCAGAGGAUGAGGCUCGAGACCUCCCAGUUGGACAGUGUGGCACGCAGAAUGACUGUAGAGAAUGACUACUGUUUACUACUGGCUCUACCUUGUGGCCGAGACCAAGAGGACGUCCUUGGUCAAACACAAGCUUUGAAAAGUGGUUUCAUCACCUACUUGCAAGCUAAACAGGCAGCUGGCAUUAUCAAUGUCCCCAACCCUGGCUCCAAUCAGCCAGCUUAUGUGGUGCAGAUAUUCCCCCCAUGUGAGUUCUCAGAGAGCCACCUGUCGCGCCUUGCCCCGGACCUCCUCAACAGCAUCUCCAGUAUUUCUCCUCAUCUCAUGAUUGUCAUUGCCUCGGUUUAAAUACCUCCAUUUUCCUUUUCUUCCUGAACAAAGCCAACACCAGCCCUUUUAGACUUAUCCAGUCUUGUGGACGGGAAUUGCCUCAUUUAUUUAUUUUUUUGUUGAAAUGAGUUUCAGUUUUGUAAAUUAAUUUAGCAUGCACUCACUUUAACUUCUUCUUCACCAAGUCCUUAAGUCACCCAAUGACAUCUUAAUUCCAAAAACUAUACCUUUUUUUGCAGAGGAUAUGAAAGGUGAAGUGGGAAUUUUUGAUAAUUGAAUCAUUUCAUCUUGGCCAUCCUUGGAAGUGUUGUGCAAAGCCUUCUCAAAUACAUAGCCUUUAUAAAGCUAUGGAUUGAGACCUUCCUAUGGAAUAUUUUUUUACCUUCAUACAAGUGAUUGUGAUUGUUUUGUUUGUCUUUUUUUUAAGAAACUGUGAUAAUGUCAUUGCACUAUAUUGAGGAAAAAUGUGUGAAAUCUGUACAGAUUUGAGUAUAAAAUGAUACUUGUUAUGGAAUUAUUAUCAUUAUUCUCAUGCUCAGCCUUGCUUGCACAAGACAAAUGAAAAUCAUUGCCUGGAAAGUGAUGAGUGAAUCAUUUCAUCCUGAUCAUUCACUGCUUUUGUCCAUCAUUUGCCAAUUUCUUAUCAUUUUCUGGACUCUACUUCCUAAAGUGUUCUCGACCCCAGGCAUUUAUGAGGGGACGAUUGACAUUUGUAUAGUUUACACUCAAUGCCUCAACAAGGGACUGUAUAAAGAAUAUUUAAUUUUUUUUCCAUUGUCUGAAAGCCUAACGGUAUUGUGGACAAUUGUGAAACUGUAAAUAUUACAAAUAUUUAAAGGGCAAAGCAAUGUGGAGAGACCAAGGGAAUUAUUUUACAAGACUGAUUGUCAAAGGGUGCUCUUUUUGUUUUUUCUCCAUUUUGGUCAAGGGGCACGGAUGAGAAUAUUGGGACCGAACUGUACAGGACCCAGGAGUGAUACUCACAAGAAGAAGAAGAAAAAUGUUUUUAAGGUCGAUUCUGUGCCAAAAAAUAUUUUGCAACUGCUAAACCCAAUGAGUGAAAACAAAACAACAAAAAACUAUUUUGAUAUGCAAGUUUGUAUUUUGCCAUUCAAAGGGCACACUUGAGUUCUUUCUUUUUAAAGUCAUAACACAAACUGUUUUACUACAGUUUUUUGUAAAUCAUUUUGAAAUUGUAUCUUCAGUUGUUUCUUUGAAAGGAGCCAUUGCAUUGUAAAGGUUAAGUUAUUGGUUCUACCCAUCCUUGAUGUUGUCCUCUACUGCCCCCUGUUGUCUGAAACUCACCAUGGGUUUGUGAUUUGACCGUUUCGUGAGGUUGGAUAAGAAAUAACUUCUUUUGAUGAGUUUUAGCAUGUUUUAUUUUCAAAUCAUCAAGGUUAAAGGCGAAUUGUAAAAGGCAAAGAAUGUGACUUGGAAUUGUGCCGCCAGUGGAUGUGUUGAUCACGUAUCCAUCCUUCCAGUGUGUCCUUGAGCCAAGCUGUAAAUACUCAUGUCCUUAAGCUGUGCUCUUGUGCAUUUCACCCUUAGAACUUACUUUCUUUUUUUUUUGCCAGGGUCCUUGUUUUUUGUUUUGUUCAACAGAACAAACCAGUCUGAAAGUGGCAGAAGAUAUGUGUAAAACCGAUGCUGAAAGUAAAAUCAUGCUUGUCAGUUUUGUGAUGUAAAUAUUUCUAAGGAUGCAAGCUGAAUCCUCUCUUGGUUAUGUUGAAGGCACUUAUAAUUUUUGAUAAACAAAUGAGUAAAAAAAUACAAAAAAGCUUAAAAUGUGAUUACUAUGAAAACUGUCUUUUGAUUUUCAGUUUGAGUGUAUUUUGCUGUUCCUCCAUGAGGACAUUUUAAAAUGUAAAAUAAAUGGUGGUUUAAAAGACUUGUAAAGACCAUUAAAUGUACAGUUGCUCUGG